GCUCCUUCAAAUCUCCCAUCAGGGGUCAACACGGUCGAGUAACGCCCUAAGCCAGGCAGAGCGAGCAGCAGCUAUGUCCUCUCCCGCACCUCCGCUGUCCAAAGGCACGGGCUAUGGCACCCUCGUGGGCCUCGGUGUCUUUUUCGCAAUCGUCGUCGUCGGCCUCUCGCAGGCCAUGAGGCGCUACGGCGGUCUCUCGAGGUCUUCGUCCGAGUACAGCAUUGCCAAUCGUUCGCUCGGCAUUGGUCUUUCGGCCAGCGCUGUCACGUCGUCGUGGUGCUGGAGCGUGACGUUACUCUCCGCCUGCAGCACUGCAUACAACUAUGGUGUGGCAGGUGCGCUCAUCUACGGAGCUGCCAACAUGGUGCAGAUCACCCUCUUCAGCGCCAUGGCUAUCCAGCUCAAGCGACGCGCCCCCACCCUCCACACCCACCUCGAGCUCCUCAGGAUCCGCUAUGGUACCGCUGGGCAUCUCACAUUCCUUUUCUUUGCGCUCGCUACCAACAUCCUUGUCGUCUCGUCGAUUCUCGUCGGUGCAGCCGCGGCCAUCAACAGUAUUGCAGGCGUGAACGUCUAUGCGUCCCUCUUUAUCCUCCCCACGGCCGUCGCUGCCUACACCCUGACAGGUGGUCUCAGGAGCACAAUCUUGGCCGACUACCUGCACACGGUGGUCAUUUUCAUCAUCAUUUUCGUUCUCUUCUUCAAGACGUACGCCACGUCCGAACUCAUCGGAUCUCCCGCGGCGAUGUACCGUCUGUUGCAGCAGGCAGCUGCCAAGAACCCUUCGGACAACUACCAAGGUUCUUUCACGACGCUCAAGAGCUUGGGCGCCAUCAAGUUCGCUUGGCUCAGCUUCCUGGAGUACCUCGGCGUCGUCUUCAACGACGCUUCGUUCCACCAAAAGGGUAUUGCAGCCAAUCCUUCUGCAACAGUGCCCGGCUAUGUCAUCGGAUCCCUCUCCUGGUUCACCAUCCCUUGGACGUUGGCAACCACGGCCGGCCUUGUCGCACUGGCCCUAGAGACAGUCUCGCCCACAUUCCCCACGUUCCCCUCGAGAAUGUCCAAGGAGGAAGUUUCGGCCGGCUUGGUCCUUCCGUACGCGGCCCAGGCCAUUCUCGGAAAGGGCGGCAGCGCGGCAGUGCUGCUUCUCAUGUUCAUGUCUUCCACCUCGGCCAUCUCUGCACAGCUUAUUGCCGUCUCGUCCAUCUCGGGCUACGACCUGUACAAGACCUAUUUCAACCGCAACGCAAAGCCCGACCAGAUUCUCCGCGUGCAGCAGUGGGGCGUCAUUGGGUUCUCCCUCUUCAUGGCCGCCUUUGGCUCUCUGCUUCACGGUGUUGGAGUUGACCUCAACUUCCUCUACAACAUCACCGGCGUCUGGUCCACGGCUGCCCUGCCUCAGAUUGUCUUCAGCUUCUUUGGCGACCGCCUCCCCACCUGGGCCGUCUUUCCUGGUAUCUGGAUCGGCUUCGGUGCUGGUCUGGCCGUCUGGCUCUCUCUGGCGAACCGGCUCGGCGGUAGUGUCUCGCUGGCCACCCUCGAGCUCGUUGAGGUGGACCUGUACACGUUCACGACGUGCAUCGCCACGGGCAUCCUUCUGUGCACCAUCGGCAGCAUUCUGACGCCCAAGAAGAUUGACUGGAACAACCUCUGGCAACACCGCUACGAAGGGUCUGGAGACGAAAAGGAAAUCGCAGCAAUCGAGGCCGACCAGCGUUUCUCGGACAAGAACCUCAAGAAGUGGCUCUUCAUCUCGGGCAUUGCUUCCGUCAUUAUUUUCUGCGUGUUCCUCCUCAUCUGGCCCCUGUCGCUCUAUCGCGACUACAUCUUCACCCAGUCCUUUUUCACUGGCUGGGUCAUCGUCUCGGGCAUCUGGGCCUUCUUGGGCUUCUUCGCUGUCGGCCUGUUCCCCAUCGUCGAGGGUAUCCCGACAUACAGGAUCAUCUUCCACAACAUCCUCUAUCGCCUUGGAAAGCGUGAUGCGCCCCACGAGGGUAUCAAGAAGGAGCAGCCAGAGGUCAAGGGCGCCCGACAACUUGAAUCGAGCGGUAGCUCUGCCACGGCUGGUCAAGGCGCGAAGGUGCAAGAGGGAAAGAGUGCGGACAGCAGCGACCUCCCCUCCCCAGACGAGAAGAAGCCUCAGGUUGCUGCUUCCACCAGCAGCAGCGCUUGAUCAACAUGACAAAAAGGAUUACCAUCUUCUCCUGAAGUUGCGUAGAGAUAGAAAAAUGCCUUUCUCUCCUGUGAAAUAUUCCCCUUCGUUCACUGCUUCAGCGCAGGUGUGAUACCUGCGCUGCUAUUUGUGCCCACUAGAGUAGAGUAGAGUAGCCGUAAA
Messenger RNA from Acaromyces ingoldii, 2335 nucleotides. Its product is annotated as Na+/solute symporter. The transcript has 2 exons. The record is from RefSeq and is a predicted model, not a curated record. Gene Ontology annotation, biological process: spermidine transport; urea transmembrane transport; putrescine transport. Lineage: Eukaryota; Fungi; Basidiomycota; Exobasidiomycetes; Exobasidiales; Cryptobasidiaceae. Gene Ontology annotation, cellular component: plasma membrane. Gene Ontology annotation, molecular function: urea transmembrane transporter activity; spermidine transmembrane transporter activity; putrescine transmembrane transporter activity. Bases 74 to 2173 code for a protein of 699 amino acids.